AAAGAAGAAACGUUUCGAUGAGUCACUCUGUCACUUCACACUUCUCAGUCACUGAUAGAUGCUCUCUCUCUCUCCUCUGUCUUUCUACUGAGGAACAGCAAGUAAAGCACUCAAUUUUUUCUACAGAAAACAGAGGUCUCACCGGCGGUGGGUGCACUGCUUCGACGUCGUUUUGCUCGGCGAGCUCCGGUUUUUCGGUGUUGUAAAUGUUAAUGAAUAGUGGAAGAACUAGAUAUUUCAUGUUGUAGAAGUGUGUUUUUGGAUGGGGUCCUAAGGUUUGGAAUUGCUGCAAGAUUUCUCUUGAGAAGCUUCAAUGUCAGGGACCAAAGUGAUUUUAACGUACAAGCGAAAGCGGCAAUCAAGGAAAGGUCUUGUACAGGGACAUGAGUGCCAUAAUGCUCUUUUUGUUGCUCCGAGUGAUACUUCUCCAUGUAGAGAAGACUUGCAAGUUCAUUUGAUUGAAGAGCGCUCAGCCAAAGACUAUAGCAGACUGGAGGAUAAGAAACAAGUUAAAGUACCUGAGCCGAGACAAUUGACAAUUAAUUCCCAUAAAUUUCUGACAAGUCUUGAUGAGGGUCCCUCCGAAAGGGAUACGUAUGGAUCCUCUUCUAUGGACCUAUCAUUGGAGAAUAAGUCAAGUCACCAGAAAGUUGGCUCGUCCUCAAAUACUAAUAGUGAAGCGUUGGUUGAUGAUAAUAAUCUUGGAGGGAGGUUAGUUUGCGGAUUGACAGGGAAUGCCACUGAAAUGACUGCUGAUUUUGUCCGACCAAAAUCAUUAUCAUCAUCAUCAUCAUUUGAAAGAAAAAGUGGCUCUAAAUGUGUUGGUAUAUCGCUAAGAUUGAAUGUAUCAAACCUGGAAGACACUGAUUCACUCUCUAAAAAUAAGGUAGAUAGCUCAUGUGGUGAUUCAGCUGUGCAGACCAAGUCGACUGCCCCAUUGAUUACCUUCUGCCGAAGGAAAAAAAGAAGAAAGGAUACAGAUAAGUCUGAUAUACGAAGCAAAUCUGUGCCUGUGGAAAACAAUUGCUCAUUGGUAACCAAAUUGAGUAAUUCUGUUUGUGCUAAUGCCGCUUCGUGUGACGAAACUUCCCCUGAAAACUGCUCAGUAAAUCAUGAGACAGAUUUGAAGCACUCCAUAGACGAAGCUCAAGUUUUGUCAAGUGAUGAUCUUAAAGCAACAGUAAUCCCUCGUUUAGGCAGAUCACUUCCUUACUUGGACCUGUCUGUUAUCCCAACUGAUUCAUGCGGCACUGUGGACUGCAAUUUUGACUUAAACUUGAGUCCUGCUAAGCAACCUGACACCGAUGCACCAAAAGCUGUGGGGGACUCGUUGGAUUCUACUAGCAGAAAUCAUGCCUUUGUAUUACAUAAACCGUCUCCUCCACAAAUGUCGGCUGAGAGAACUGGAAGAGUGGAAACUCAAGCUUCACAAUUACACAGAGAUCGAUUUGAAUGUUUAGAAGUUGGUGCCAGCUGCAAAGAUGAUGAUGAUAAAGUUGGUUCUCUGAUUUCCGAGGAGAAUACUUCCAAAAAUAAAUGUCUGCAGCUGUUUCCAGAAGAAAAAACCAGUGGCAUUUUUUGCCCGGUGAUAACACAUCCUGAGGUAGUUGCUUCUGUAGCUUCAGAACGGAGAAAAGUUCUUCAGUUGGGAGGCCAACAUGAUCAACCAAAACAAGGAUCUCCUAUGUUUUUGGGUCCAUCCUUAACCGAAAAACCUAUAUUUGCAGGAUGUGCUGCCAAUACCUGCUUCAAUACAUCUCCCUUCUUGAACUCCAUCAUUAGAACAAGAGAAUUCAUCCGAGAUGCAGCGCUCCAAUCUUCUUCAAGCCGUUUAUCAUCAGUUUUGAGGCACAAGCUUAUGCAUGACGGUGUAGUAAGCCAAGCAAGAGCUUUGAAUGAAAGGGGUGGUUUUCAUGACAAAUAUAUGCCAUAUAAUACCAUGUGGUCUGAAGAAGAGUUGGAUUUUCUAUGGAUGGGUGUGAGAAGAUAUGGACGGGACAAUUGGAAUGCUAUGUUAAGGGAUCCAAGAUUGCACUUCUCACCACGGAGGGUGGCAAGGGACUUAGCUGAGCAGUGGGAAGAGGAACAAUCAAAACUUUUUAGUGGCAUUUGUGUUCCCCAAUUGGGAUGCAACUACUUCUCGGGUCCAAAAAGAGGAAUAUGGAAAGAAAAUACAGCAGACAUGACCCAAGUUUCACUUGGCGAUGUUGAUGCUUGUAGAGGAGGUGAUGUCUCGAGGAGGCCACCAUUCAAUUCGGCUUAUACUUGCAACAAUGGCAAUGAAAACCACCGGAGGCCUCUUGGUUACACAAAGAGGACAUCUCGUUUUGAAACGGGAAAGGACACACAUGAGGAUGAUGAAUUUAGUAUUCUAAAUAGAAGUAGAAGUAUUCGGAGGGGCAAGUUGUUAUCGACUGAUGUCCCCACAACUUGCACUGGACCACAGGGAAAUUUGCCCCACUGGCUCAGAGAAGCUGUUGCUUCUCCACCCCCAACUGUGCCUUCAACUGUUUCAUCAAUUGCUCAUUCAGACAGGUUGAAUGUCACCCUUGCUGGUUUUGAUCAUCGGGAAUCACAUUUGGCACCAAGGAAUGAAAUGCAGGUAAAUGCUCCUCUUUUCAACUAUUCACGACUUGGGACGGGGAAACAGAGAAGGGAUCAUUCUCGUCGUGCGGGUAAACAAGACAACGUAAUUAUUAUAGCCAGCGAUGGUUCUUCUGAAGAGACUAUAUCUGAUGAUCGUAGGUAGCUGGGCAGGUGGAAAUCUGUUUGUUAACGGGAAGCUGUACAAAGGUGGUGUACACAGUUUGUUAGUCAGGCAAUUUGUUAACGAAUUUUAGUCUUUGUAAUUCCACUAAUAGAAGUUUAAUACCACUAGACCGCAACUUCAGAAAUUUAAAAUA
Messenger RNA from Malus domestica (apple), 2903 nucleotides. RefSeq lists its product as uncharacterized. The record is from RefSeq and is a predicted model, not a curated record. NCBI's taxonomy places the organism in Eukaryota, Viridiplantae, Streptophyta, Magnoliopsida, Rosales, Rosaceae.